AUAAACAGCUGCGACCGAUAAGGGUAACAGCUUAGUACAAGACAAGAGCAGAGGAGAGGAAAAAUGUGAGGAAAGAGACUGAUAAAAGGGGAACAAAAGAGAAUGGGAGGGAAGUUCACCUGUUACCUAAACUCCAAAGAACACAGGUACAUCUCAGAGCUCGUUGUUGACAUCAUGGAGACGCUGGCUCCUCUCUAUCGACGUCAUCUCAGCUCAAAUCUACUGACCCACAUGAGGAACAAGCACAUGGAGCCGACCGAACCCCGUCCUCUAAUUCAGCAUCCUGAUAUUGUGGCACAUGCUGGAACCUUGUUAGAAGAUACUUUACCUCAAUACCUGGAUGGGAUCUGGACACAUCGCCACCUACAGGUCACGAACAGUUUCACAGUCGAGAGUCGUGAUUCCAAACAGGUAUUUGAAGGUGGUUGGGGGCGUAAGACAGAGCUGGUGCUUUCUGGCUGUCAUAUCUGCACAUCAGAACAGAAGCAUCGUGACAUAGUGGAUGACAUGUGCCCACACAUCACAGGUAAAGCAGGUGGUAAGCUGGCAUGUUGGGAUUGCCCAACCGCAUUUCCUGUCUUCAUACAGCACCCUUACAGCGCCCCAGUGUGUCUGGCCACCGGAUCACUCCAGGAACAAAGACAGUGGGCCAACAUACUGCGAGCUGCAGCACAACAUCAGAGCUCUGCACUCUGGUAUGAAGAUUCACCAGACUCCAGGGCCUUCUUAGAUGCUGUGUCUUCCUUGAAGAAGAUCAGAGGAAACUGUCGAACAGAGGUACAUCUGAUGGGCAGCGAGGAAGAGGUGUUGGUAAGCCUAGUGAUGGAAGAAAUGAUGUUUUACCUCAAGGAACAAAUAUUUCCCAGGAUUAUUGUCCAUCACAGCAAGAAGAGGAAAGCCUGGAUCAGAUUACUGUCUGAGGUCUACAGGACGGCAAAAGAUCAGGUAAAAGUUGCCCUGGCUGCUCUGAAGGACGAGUUGUCCCAGUAUCGUUCUGAUGUGGAGAAACUGAUCUCUGCAGGACUGCAACAGGCCAGUCUGCUGCAAGACCACAUCGCUCACACGAUCACAGAGGACAUGUGUGGGCCGAUGUUACAGACUCUCCUACACACAAUCAUCCCGAGGCUUGACCGCACUCUACAGGAAGUGGCCACGCCCACCUGUGAUGGAUUUGCUUCUACCUGGGAAUACUUCGUGGAGGCAUGCGAAGGCAUCAUCGAGCUGGGAUCAAAGAGCACAUCAGUGAAAGAUAUCAAAACACAGGUGCUGUCACCUUUAAGUGGCCUUGGACCAGAUAGCGCCAGGUUGUGGCACUGCCUGGACAAGCUGGAGUUGAGCUUCGAGGGGCGCAUGUGGCUCCAGAAGACGUGGGGACUCCACAGUGGAACCUGGAGGCCUUUGGUACUCAAAGCUCAAAACGCUCUCCGCAAAGUGGUUGAUAUGUGUGCCGUGAUGUUCUUGAGGCUGGUCUCUCGAUAUCCAUGUUUCUGUGCUGACUCUUCCCAGCUCACGGAGAUGCUGUGUAGGGUCAAAGAGAGAGUCAUCAAGCACCUGGACACAGAACUGUCAGCUCUUCGAUCUCAGUUGGUUCUGGAGAUUGUGCUGCAGAUAACCCUGCCAGCAUUUACGCAUGGUGUCGGUGAACAGGAUCUGUCUCGUUAUUAUGCUAUGGUGAGCUCAGAGCAAGCCCUCUUCAUCCACCCGGACACCAUCUUCCACUCUGUCCUGAGAGACAGCCUGACCUCUUAUAUCCAGUCAGUGAUGAGGUAUUCGCUGCCACAGCAGUUCAUACCUCUCCCUGUCGGUCCCAGAAACUUCUGCUGCUCCGGCUCUGGUUUCUCUGAGCCAGUGACCCACAAUCUGCUAACUCCUGGUGACUGCAGACUCCAGCAGAGCUUCUGUCAAACCUCCGAAGGCUCUACCUCAGGAUCUGAAACACUCACACCAAGCACUUUGGCUAACUCAGAAAACAACUCUGAAAACCACACGCCCUCAGCGCUUGAGGAUGCGAGAGAAUAUGUCCAGCUCACUGAAACAUGAAGGGCCUGUAGAUCAACGCCUCAGGAUGUAGUAACAUUUAGUAGAGGUCAUAACCUCCAAAAUCAAGUCAUCUGUAUUUUUAUGUAUAUUUGCAAAGAUACAAUUCAAAUUGAAUAAGGAGUAUUUAAUCGUUUACGUAAAAGUAAAUACGUAUUUUAGAGGUGAAAGAAUUAUUUAGCCUGUGAUGUGAAAGAAAUUUUACUUCAGGUCAGUCUUUACUUGGAUGAAUAAAAGAAUAACUCGA
Scatophagus argus is the source of this 2284-nucleotide messenger RNA. Its product is annotated as protein Niban 1-like. The coding region runs from base 103 to 2040 and encodes 645 amino acids. NCBI's taxonomy places the organism in Eukaryota, Metazoa, Chordata, Actinopteri, Scatophagidae. The transcript is spliced from 14 exons. The record is from RefSeq and is a predicted model, not a curated record.